UUCUGAAUGGAGGUCCAUUGAACAAAAUGACUGGAAUGCAUGACUUUUUAUGGACGACGUCAAACGUCAUCUCUACCUCCUUUUAGGCAUGACAUCAUUUUCCAAAGGAACGCAGUGACUAUGAUGCUGCAAUCCUCAGUCUGGGGGGGAAAAGUAUGAAUGUCAAGAGCAAAAGUCUACGAGGAAAAACGUGCAGCAUCACUGACGUCACAUGGUCUUUUUUUGUAUGCCCUCCACGUCUUUUGUGGGUUUUAUCCUUUUCGUGAGUGAGUCGGGAGAAAAUUUCGCCUGCGGCUGAAAUUUUGGCGUUGAGGGGGCCGGGACUGAUCCGCAUAGACGCCUCGACUUUCCCGUUUCCGAUGUGGCAUUUGAACACACUGAAGGGCAUACCAACAUCCUGUGGUAGGCUGUAUAGAAGGAGGGGAUGUCCCAAAUCACCUUCAUCCUUGCUGCUAUAGGCAAGUUUUCAUAUACCUGCAACAGCUGAUGGCCUGCAGUUUUCACUCGUGAGCCUCACGAACGGACGUUCUGAACGAACACUCUCUCCCCCCCUCAGAAAAGAUAACAACAACAAUUUGAUUCCAAUUACCAACAGUUUUAGCAGGGGAUUAAGACGCCAGUGGAAUGUGUUUUAAAGAUUAGUUUUUUGGGUUGAUUUUUCCAACAGUCGUGAAAGAGAUCAUACGUGUUGUCGGGCUGUGCGAGAGGCGUAUUCAAGGUUUUUAUUUUCGUCCUAGACUAGUCUAACCCAAUCCAUUUGCAAUGGCGUCCAACUACAAUGAAGAGGAUGAAGAAGGACAAGAAAUUAUUCCGGAUAAUUCGGCUUAUAACCAGUUGUGGCAAGAGGCGCUGGAUGUUGAUGAGGAAGUCCAGCGAAUUCUCCAAGAAUACGCCUUGCCAAUAAACGAUGACGAGCUGGAACAUGCGGAAGAAGCCCUAGAAGAAGAAGAAGGCGGAAUGAAGAGGACCAUCAGCGAAGAAUCGAUCGACUUUUUCGAUCGAUUCUCCAAGAUCAGCGAACGUGCCAAUACUCAAAGGAUUCCGGCCGGAAGACGUGGUCAGCAGCCGAAUGACAACGUUGUAGAAGAAGCCUUCGCUCGAGCCGACCGGAUCAACCAGUUGGACCGCCAACGGACCACCUCCAGUCCUCAAUUGAGCGAUGGAUCGGACGAAGGCGUCCAGGAAUCGGCACCGCAACCGGCGCCCAGAUCUCGACCCAAGUCCCGCGUCUCAACUCCCGUCGGCGGCCAAACUGGAUGGAUCUGGGGACCCGAACUUAUCGCCGGUCCCGAGGCGGAGAAAGUUUACUGUGAAGUGCUCUACAGUCUUUUGCACGCCAUCAGCCGCACUGGCUGUGAUAACAGCAGCAUCGAUCAAGUCUUUGACUAUUUAAAAAGAUCCUUCCAGUUUACCGACGCCAAACACGAUGAAUUGUUGUCAACUGUUCGUCAAAGAACGCCACCAGAUGUCUCGCUGCAGUUGGGCGUCCUCCAAGCGCGCAAUCUAAAGGGCAAGGACGUCAACGGCAUGAGCGAUCCUUACUGUUCCAUAUGGAUUUCGAGCAACCGGCAGAAAUUUCAGGAUACGUCCAUGAAACCAAGGACUUUGGAUCCCGUCUGGAACGAGACGUUGAAUUUUGCGGUAAAGGACGUAAAUGAAGAUAUUUUGCAACUUGAAAUCUGGGAUUAUGAUCCGGAUGAGACAGUCAAGGAAAAAAUGUCGCGUAUUAGUGAAGUCAAAGAUUUUCGCGGAAUGGGCAUCCUACUCAAACAAAUUGCAGUGGCGUCGAAAGCGCCCGGAAAACCGGCCCAUAAAUUCCUUGGAUUGUUAAACGUUGGACUGAAAUCGAUUCCCAUCUCUGGACUGGAACGUUGGUAUCAGCUGGAAGGGCGUGACAAGACCAAAAUUAAGGAACGCGGAGAAAUCCGUAUCAAUUUGACCCUCUCAGCCACCCGGUCCGAUACGUCGGAGCAUUUCACAUUGCACGAAAGUUUCGUCCAGUACGAGCGAUUGUUGAGGAUCAUCGUGGAACACGAGCUCCGUGCGGAUGUUGAAUGGCGUGGUGUCUUGCCGGACUGCGCGGCUGUUAUGCUCCGCCAAUUCGCCGCUCAUCGAGGACUCCGAUCCUGCGUGACGGAUGCGUGUUCCUGGUCCGUUUACGCCACCGUUUUGCACAAAAGGACCCUGGACCUUGGAAUGAUGCUGAACUUGGUCCAGCGACUCCGCAAGGCCAUCAACGAUGGUAAACUUCCCGAAGAGGAAUUAGUCAACGUCUUCUGGACGGCCGCCGACUCUUUUGUCGUCGCUGCCUUAUCGGCUGUCCGCUAUUUGCGCAAUAAUUCGGAAUUGAGUACCAAACCGGAACAACUUUCAUUUCUACUCGAGUGCCUUAAGGAACUGAACAAUUUGGGGUCUAACCGGCCAGGAUUCUCUGAACUGCAAGUGCGGAUCGGCGAGGCUGUGACGAUGGGAGCGGCCGAUUGUUUCAGCCGGAUUAUCGGAGGAAGAAGACAAGGCGGUCCAAUCUGUGACGACGACCGUUUAGAAAAUGCCAUCCGCAUUUGCCAGUCACUUAUGACCGACUUGAAGAAGGUCCUGACUGUCUACCACCAAAUCUUUGAACGGAUUUGGCAAAUUCCAGCCUUCAACAUCGUCUACUCGUAUUACGACGGCCAGUUGGCCGACACUUCCAAGCCUAUGGUGAUCAACGUCACCAAGUCACUCAAGUCCAUUAAUACUUCCAACAAUCAGAUCGUCUCUCUAGCGCUGGAAGCUUCCGGUGAGGUUCCUCAGACUCUUCAAAACGGCCAUGCUAAACAAAACGAAGUUGAUAAUAUCGCGCCAAGAUUAUCGAUGGGCACGGCUCUCUUUGAACUUUACCUGUGCCUUCAACAGUUUAACAAAUUAUCAGUUUCGUUGCCCAUGUUGGAUAGGGAAACCGUCAAAUUAGCUCCGUUUUACACUUGGUUCGAAACGGCGGUCGAUCGCUGGCUGGAUAUCGCCCUGUAUAAAGCCAUGAUCCGCAUUGGAAAAGCUGUUCAUUUAGAUAAUCUGCAAACUGUCGAUAGUAUGGUGAAGUAUUCCUCGUCAGCUGUUGAUGCUGUCAGCGUCUUUUAUUCGAUCAAAAUGUUUUGGGAACAACUGGCCUGGCCGGAUGAGAAAGGAGCCUUGUCGUUUGUGAUCAAGAUCAUGGAUGAGGUGAAACAAUCGGCCACAAUUUACGCCGAGGCCAUUCGACUUAAAUUGGAGAGACUUCAUUCCGGUUCACCGACAACUGGUACUGCCCAGCCGUUCUUCAUCUCCCUCAAGAUAUGUUCCGCCAUCAACAGUAUCUUACACGUCCAGCAAUCGAUCCAGCCCUUGGCGGAAGAAAUUGGAUUGUACAGGCUGAGCGACGCUGUCCAACGUAGCGAUAACAACGGUCCAACUCAAGAGACACUGACGGAAAAUGCCAUCAAAGACGUCAACGAAAAGUUGGACGAGAUCUUUUACGCCAUUGCUCGCAGGUUUGAAGUUGAAGUGGCCAGGCUGAUCAAUACUGUGAUGGAAUCGGAUUUCGGUAUGCGUCAAACUGACGAUCUCAACAGUUACAUUUGCGAUCAACUCUUAGCGCUGGAUACCCACCUGGAAAAAGAUGUUUUCGUCCGUGUUUUGAACAUCAUCUACCACCACAUUCUGCAAAGCUUCCUCAACGUUGUCGAGGGAGAAGUUCAAAAAAAGCGUCAACCUGCCUGCUUCCGCCAGUGGAAAGAACUGCUGGAUAUCAUAGAAAACUGCUUCCAUAACCCUGACGCUGACGCGGAAGAAGAAGAGGAUGAAACUCUGACCAAAAUCCGCUGGUUACUCAAACUGCACGGGAUGGAUACUGGCGAUUUGAUCCAUCAGUACCGUCUCGAUCGACUCAAACAGACGACUGAAUCCGGCCAGGAUGUCGGACUUGGUUCGCUGUCUGUCCGGGUCAUCUUUAUCGACGAUGCGCUUAAUAUCGAUAUACUUAAUGCCCGUAAUUUGAAACCGAUGGAUGUUAACGGCUCGGCUGAUCCCUACGUCAAAGUCCAGCUCUUGCCAAUUCAACAAUUUCCCGAUGCUGCUAUACUAAAGAGUAAAGUGCACAAACGUACUCUGUUCCCGCUAUUUGAAGAGAGCUUUACCUAUCCUGUACCAAAGUCGCUGCAGACCAACCCGGAAUGCUGCAUCCUAUUUACUAUCAAGGAUAAGGAUCUGAUUGGUGCCAACGAGAUGAUGGGCGAACACUUCCUAGGUUUCCAGCAAAUCACUCGUGGCGACUCCUCAGUCAACAUGAACGAUCUGGAGCAAGUGAUUUUGCCACUUACUAAACCGCUAGAGAAAGAAUCUGAAUUUCUAAACGCACUGGAGGGCCGUACAUGGGAUAAGGCGGCCAAAGAUUUCGCCAAAAAGGAGAAGAAGCGAAUGAGCGGAAAGUGAUUAUUAAUAAAACUGUUUACCAACGAUUUACAUAUUUAUACAUAUACUCAAUGGCGCUCCGCUGAAAUGAAUUUUUCUGUAAAUAUACAUACAAUUCGAGUCAG
Messenger RNA from Daphnia pulex (common water flea), 4550 nucleotides. RefSeq names its product protein unc-13 homolog 4B-like (gene stac). The transcript has 17 exons. Lineage: Eukaryota; Metazoa; Arthropoda; Branchiopoda; Diplostraca; Daphniidae. The coding region runs from base 763 to 4446 and encodes 1227 amino acids. The record is from RefSeq and is a predicted model, not a curated record.